Molecule: messenger RNA, 1401 nt
Organism: Schistocerca americana (American grasshopper)
Lineage: Eukaryota; Metazoa; Arthropoda; Insecta; Orthoptera; Acrididae
Gene: Drgx
Product: paired mesoderm homeobox protein 2B
Exons: 9
Coding region: 1-1401 (466 amino acids)
Biological process (GO): regulation of transcription by RNA polymerase II
Molecular function (GO): RNA polymerase II transcription regulatory region sequence-specific DNA binding; DNA-binding transcription factor activity, RNA polymerase II-specific
Source: RefSeq, a predicted model, not a curated record
AUGACCUUGCUUAACUGGUUAAACAGUGGCGAACGAAAAACUCCAGAUGAUAAAAGAGAUGUUGAAGAGAACGGUGCUAGCUGUGACCAACCAGACCCUUCGAAACGAAGGAUCAUCUCAAAGGACAAAGAUUUUGAGAAGGAACUUAAGAAUGUAGGAGGUAAUACAAUUAAUCCUUCUGCUCAACCGCUGGACCACGGGCUUCUCUGCAUCCUCGGUGCCGGUCGGGCCAACCAGGCGCGAGCGGAAUCGCCGCGGCAGCGUGUGGUGGGCGGAGAGCCGCGGCCGCCGGGUCCCGGCGUCUCGUCUCGGUGCAGCCUGUUUAUUCCAUCCGCCGCCACCAACCUGCCCCCAUUGUCGGCAUUCGCUCCGCGCCCGCUACUCAGCUUGCAGCGUCCGCUGCCCGCUGCUGUCCGCCGCAUCGCCGGCGCGUCUUCUGCCUCCACGGACCGGCCCGGCUUCGCUCCGGGCACAGCCGCAGGGGUGGAUACUCCGCCGAUAGACCCGUCGCACGCGAGGUCCGCUGCAUACUACGGCUCCAAGAUCGCGGGGCACCGAGGCAUGUUCUGCUAUCAUUGCCCGCCGUCGCUGCACCCUUCGAGCGCACCACGGCUGCCAACCUUAGAUUACCCCUUCACGCCGACGCAUCCCUACACGAGCUACUCCUACCACCCCGCCAUCCACGAUGACACGUUCGUCCGCCGCAAGCAGCGACGCAACAGGACCACCUUCACCUUGCAACAGCUGGAGGAACUGGAGAGCGCGUUCGCGCAGACGCACUACCCGGACGUCUUCACCCGCGAGGACCUCGCCAUGAAGAUCAACCUCACGGAGGCCCGAGUGCAGGUCUGGUUCCAGAACCGGCGCGCCAAGUGGAGAAAGGCGGAGCGCCUCAAGGAGGAGCAGCGCAAGCGAGAGGAGCAGGAGAGGGGCAAGAGGGACCCCGACAAGGACGCCCUCGACGUCGACAAGGUGGAGUCCCGUGAGGGAGCGAGCCCUGUAGAGGACAUGGAGGCGGCGUCGACGUCUGCGCCAGUGGUGCACGCGGACACGAGCCGGUCGCCGCUGAGCUGCAGCGACGCUGGCGACACCGACGUCGGCGCGUCAGGCGCUCCCGGCUCCGCGUCCGCUUCCGCCCCCGCGCCGGCGCAGCAGACGGAGGCGCCGCCCCCGCUGCCUCCCCUGCUGGCGGAGGCGUCAGCGGCGGGGGCGGCGGCGGGCGCAGAGGCCAACUCGCUGCCCGCGUCCUACAGUCCCAGGGGCGGCUUCCGGCCCGUUCUGGACUCGGGACCUUCGCGAGGAGCGCCUCCUCUGUUCUUCCCGCCGCACUUGACGUCACACCUCAGCUCACAGUUCACGCCACCGCUCUUCCCGGGACUCAAAGGUCAGUCACAUCCCUAA